UCUUUUGGCCUCAUCUCCCCUCUCUAGCUCUCGUUUCUAAUCUCUGCGCUUCCAUGCUGGUGGCCUAAUCUGAUUCCUCCCACUAAGUUCUCAACUUUCUUGCUUCCAGUCUUCCCUAUCUUGCUCUUCAAUCGCCAAUAUCAUCGUUUGGCUUCUUUGGUUUUGAUUGGGGUUGAUCUUGAUCCUCAUGAAGAAGACUGAAACGGGCAUACCUCAUUUGUUCAGAUGCCCAAUAAGCCUGGACUUAUUCACAGAUCCAGUCACUCUUUGCACUGGCCAGACCUAUGACAGACCCAGCAUUGAGAAAUGGCUGGCUGCCGGCAACCUCACCUGCCCCGUCACAAUGCAGAAGCUCCACGACUUGUCCAUCGUCCCCAACCACACUCUCCGCCAUCUGAUAGAUCGGUGGCUAGAGUCCCGCCACCAGUUCAAUCCUGGUCUCGAGACAGUUGAUCCUGAUCGCUCCCUGGUGGCCACCCUGAAGAGUACCCUUGAAUCCCAGGAAGUGAGCCUGGUCAGUAAGCUCCAAGCUCUAGAGAGUAUUAGUAUUCUAUGCGAGGAAUCGACGUCAAGGUGUAGUCUAUUUCUGCAGCUGGGUUUCCUGCCUUUGUUGUUGGAACUGAUACUUGGGAAAGUGGAAUCUGAACUCUCCCUUGACCAUGUAAAGUUCCUAGAACAAGCACUGGCUUGUACUCUGCAAUUGCUGGCAAAUGGAAGAGUGAAGUCACUGGACAUACUCAAAGAAGACUCCAAACAAGCAUCAUUGGUGAAUUUGUGCAAACAAGGCACGAAUAGUAUCAAGCUCAGCAUUUGCCAACUUGUUGAUACAAUCUCAUCAUCUUCAGAAAUGAAAGAUCUCUGUGCUGUUCUCGGCCAAAACCGCAAUUUCCUCAGUCAAAUAAUUAUCCUCCUUCCCGAAAAUUCAGAGGUUUCUGAGGCGGCGGUCAAGGCGAUAAGGUCGUUAUGUUCCCUACAGUCGAAUGAGUGGAAUCUGGUGAGAGAAGGUGUGGUAAAUGGGCUGGUUGCCCACAUUUCGACUUUGACCGCUGAAAAGGAGAGACGUCAAAGAUGCCUCUCUCCAAUAGCGGUCUCCACGAUAGAGCGGCUGCUUCAAGGGAAUGCCCAGGUGAAAGAGGCAUUGCUCAAUAACCCAAACGGUGUAUCCUCUCUUGUCAGGAUGGUCUUUGGAGCAUCAAAUCAUGAAGGGAGCGAGAGCGCAGUCAAUUCACUUACGAUCAUAUGUUCCGAUUCAUCAUUGGCGCGAGAACGGGCAAUUGGUGCAGGAGUUUUAACACAGCUGCUGUUUCUUCUACAGAGCCAGUGUAGUGGUAGGACCAAGACAAAGGCCAGGAUGCUGCUCAAAAUGCUUGGAUCAUCUGUUUAGUCCUGGGAGAAAUUUAAUUAAAAAAAAAAAAAAGCAAAAAGAAGAACAUGUACACCACAGAAAAAAAGGGGAAUCAAAGCAUGGGUAGUUGAAUUCUGGGACCUGAUUGGGAUGUCUGAUCUGAUGCCUAUGUGGAUCUUGAUUAUGAUUCGCCAUUGCUCACUCGCUUUACUGGUAUUGUCUAUAUUUCAUGUAACAUCAUCCCCUUUAUAAUAUCAAUUAUGUCUCAUCAACUCCUAUAAGAGUUUAAAGAAAGGAACUGUUUUUGAGUACAUUCUGCAUGCAACAGUGGAUUUGGAAAAAGUUGGAUCUUCUUAGGAACUAUUCGGAAAAAUCAACAGUGAUACCUUGAGUUCCGAUCAGAAAUUUCUAGCAUAAGAGAGACUAUGGUGUCUCCCAACCUUUAGGU
Molecule: messenger RNA, 1793 nt
Organism: Eucalyptus grandis
Lineage: Eukaryota; Viridiplantae; Streptophyta; Magnoliopsida; Myrtales; Myrtaceae
Product: U-box domain-containing protein 26
Exons: 1
Coding region: 188-1384 (398 amino acids)
Biological process (GO): protein ubiquitination
Molecular function (GO): ubiquitin protein ligase activity
Source: RefSeq, a predicted model, not a curated record